AUUACAAGGGUAAUUCCGGUUGUUGAAUGCCAAAUAAUUCUCAAUUUAAAUGACAAAUAUACCAAUCUAUUAUUUCUAAUAACAGCAAUUCCCCAUCGUUGCAAGUGGAAGAUAAUUUAUAAGGAUAGUAAUCUUUGUCAUUAAAUGAAACAAAUUCCAAAUUUGAGAACAAAUAGCUAGAGAACCUGCCUUUUUUUUUUUUUCCUUUUUAAACAUUAGGAAAUUGGGGGAAGGGGGAUUAAGUCACAAAAAUUUGAACCAUGGUUGUAUCCAUGAUCUAAGACACACCCUACCAUUGGAGCCAUGGCUGCAGGUGCACAAGAGAACCCACCUUCACAAGAAAUAAAUUUGACAAUAAUAAUAUAAACCAUAAUCUUCCUUAAUAUUAUCAAAAGUUAGAUCUUUACAUACACGAGUGUAAAUUACCACACGAGUAUAAUUUACCAUCCAAAAUUAUCAAGUAUAUAAGUCUCAUUCAAAUUCCAUGUGCCUAAACCAAAGAUACCACAAGGCAGCAAUAUUAAAUACUUCAUUUUCACAUAAAUGGUUCGGCGCUUGCCACAUGCUCAUCUCCAAGACUUUUCCAUUUAAAAAUUUACAAUGGUAGGUUAUAAUCACAUCCAAAAGUUAAAAUUCAUUUAUGCAAAUUUUUAUUCAUGAACAAUGUCUUAACCAUAACACCUUA
Molecule: messenger RNA, 685 nt
Organism: Rubroshorea leprosula
Lineage: Eukaryota; Viridiplantae; Streptophyta; Magnoliopsida; Malvales; Dipterocarpaceae
Source: the annotation of a GenBank genome assembly